Eublepharis macularius is the source of this 3468-nucleotide messenger RNA. RefSeq names its product zinc finger protein 493-like. Gene Ontology annotation, molecular function: RNA polymerase II cis-regulatory region sequence-specific DNA binding; DNA-binding transcription factor activity, RNA polymerase II-specific. The transcript is spliced from 8 exons. Gene Ontology annotation, biological process: regulation of DNA-templated transcription. NCBI's taxonomy places the organism in Eukaryota, Metazoa, Chordata, Lepidosauria, Squamata, Eublepharidae. The record is from RefSeq and is a predicted model, not a curated record.
AUGGAAAAGGGUUUGGUCCUUUGCCCCAUGGACGUCUCCGGCCUCUUCCCACAAGCCUGCCAGCCCCCUGCCAAGGAGGGCCACCCCUCUGGGCCCCCAGUGCCCCCAAGGAGAGCCGGGAAGGUGGCUGUGCGUUUCUCCAAGGCGGAGUGGAGCCUGCUGCGCCCGGCCCAGAGAGCCCUGUACAAGGAAGUCAUGCUGGAGAACUUUGGGAUCGUGGCCUCUCUGGGACCUCAAGUUGCCAAACCUGAACUCAUAUCCUGGCUGGAAGAGGAGGAAGAGCUGAUUCUCUCAGGCUCAGAUGAAGAGGAGGGAUUAACAGCAGGAGGCGUGUGGGAGUCAGCAAAUGACACAAAAGAACAUCCAGUGAUGGUGAAAGAGGAAAUGUAUUCAGAUGGGAAGGAAAAGGCUGAAUAUUUUGAUGGACUGAAGAAGGAAGAGGGAAAAGAUCCGAAUGAAGGGGGGAAUUCUUCCUGUCUAUUAGAGUGGAGUGACUCUAUACAGGAAAACCUAUACCCAGUGCCUGGACCAUAUAAAUGCUUUGAGUGUGGAAAAGGUUUCAGUCAGAGUGGAAAACUUACUAUUCACCAAAGACUUCACACAGGAGAGAAACCAUAUAAAUGCCUAGAGUGUGGGAAAAGCUUCCAUCAGAGUAGAAAUCUUUCUUCCCAUCGAAGAGUUCACACUGGGGAGAAACCAUAUAAGUGCCUAGAGUGUGGGAAAAGUUUCUCUCGGAGUCACAAACUUGCUGUCCAUCAAAAGAUUCACACAGGAGAGAAACCAUAUGAAUGCCUGAAGUGUGGGAAAAGCUUCAGUAAGAGUGGAAAUCUUUCUUCCCAUCAAAGAGUUCAUACUGGGGAGAAACCAUAUAAAUGCCUGGAGUGUGGAAAAGAUUUCUCUCGGAGUGACAGCCUUAAUUCCCAUCAUAGAAUUCACUCAGGGGAGAAACCAUAUAAAUGCUUGAAGUGUGGGAAAAGCUUCAGUUGGAGUAGAGAUCUUACUGUUCAUCAAAGGAUUCACACAGGAGAGAAACCAUAUAAAUGCCUCGAGUGUGGAAAAGGUUUCAUUCAGAGUGGAAAACUUACUAUUCACCAAAGAAUUCACACUGGGGAGAAACCAUAUAAGUGCCUAGAGUGUGGAAAGAACUUCAGUCGUAGUGAUACUCUUACUUCUCAUCAAAGAAUUCACUUAGAGGAGAAGCCAUAUAAAUGCCUGGAGUGUGGGAAAAGUUUCAGUUGGAGUUAUAACCUUACUUCCCACCAAAGGAUUCACACAGGGGAGAAACCCUAUAAAUGCCUGGAUUGUGGGAAAAGUUUCAGUCGGAGUGAUAUGCUUACUUCCCAUCAAAGAGCCCACACAGGCGACAAACCAUAUAAAUGCAUGGAGUGUGGGAAAAGCUUCAGUCAGAGAGGUUACCUUAAUAUACAUAGUAGAAUUCACACAGGGGAAAAACCAUAUAAAUGCCUAGAAUGUGGGAAAAGCUUCAAGGAAAGUGGAAACCUUAGUGUCCAUCAAAGAAUUCACACAGGGGAGAAGCCAUAUAAAUGUCUGGAGUGUGGAAAAAGUUUCAGUCAGAGUGGAAGCCUUUGUUCCCACCAAAGAAUUCACACAGGGGAGAAACCAUAUAAAUGCCUGGAGUGUGGGAAAAGCUUCAGGGAAAGUGGAAAACUUACUAUCCAUCAAAGAAUUCAUACAGGGGAGGAACCAAACAAAUGCUUGGAGAGUGGAAAAAGCUUCAGUGUGCAAGGAUACUUUGCUGUUCAUCAAAGAAUUGACACAGGAGAGAAACCAUACAAAUGCCUAGAAUGUGGAAAAAGCUUCAAGGAAAGUGGAAACCUUAUUGUCCAUCAAAGAAUUCACACAGGGGAGAAGUCCUAUAAAUGCCUGGAGUGUGGAAAAAGCUUCAAUCAAAGUGCACACCUUACUUUCCAUCAAAGAAUUCACACAAGUGAGAAGCCAUAUAAAUGUGAGGAGUGUGGGAAAAGCUUCACUGGGAAAGGAAGCCUUAAUCUCCAUCAAAGAAUCCACACAGGAGACAAAUCAUACACAUGCUUGGAGUGUGGGAAAAGCUUCAAUCGGAGUGGAAACCUUACUUUCCAUCAAAGAAUUCACACAGGUGAGAAGCCAUAUAAAUGCAAGGAGUGUGGGAAAAGCUUCACUGUGAGAGGAAGCCUCAAUCUCCAUCAAAGAAUCCACACAGGAGACAAACCAUACACAUGCUUGGAGUGUGGGAAAAGCUUCAAUCGGAGUGGAAACCUUACUUUCCAUCAAAGAAUUCACACUGGUGAGAAGCCAUAUAAAUGCAAGGAGUGUGGAAAAAGCUUCACUGUGAGAGGAAGCCUUAAUCUCCAUCAAAUAAUCCACACAGGAGACACACCAUACACAUGCCUGGAGUGUGGGAAAAGCUUCAAUAGGAGUGGAAACCUUACUUUCCAUCAAAGAAUUCACACAGGUGAGAAGCCAUAUAAAUGCAAGGAAUGUGGGAAAAGCUUCAGUCGGAGUGGAGAUCUGGCUGUUCAUCAAAGGAUUCACACAGGUGAGAAGCCAUAUAAAUGCAAGAAGUGUGAAAAAAGCUUCAGUCGGAGUGGAGAUUUUGCUGUUCAUCAAAGGAUUCACACAGGUGAGAAGCCAUAUAAAUGUGAGCAGUGUGAAAAAAGCUUCAGUCGGAGUGGAGAUCUUGUUGUUCAUCAAAUAAUUCACACAGGUGAGAAACCAUACAAAUGCUUGGAGUGUGGAAAAAGCUUCAGUGUAAGUGAAAGCCUUCUUCGCCAUCAAAGAAUUCACACAGGGGAGAAACCAUACAAAUGCCUGAAGUGUGGGAAAAGCUUCAGUCAGAGUGCACAUCUUAAUUUCCAUCAAAGAAUUCACCCAGGGUUGAAACCUUAUAAAUGCCUGGAGGAUGGAAAGAGCUUCAGGGACAGUGGAUUGCUUGCUGUUCAUGAAAGAAUUCACACAGGGUAGAAACCAUACAAAUGCCUUGACUGUGGGAAAAGCUUCAAUUAUAGUUCAAAUCUUACUUUCCGUCAAAAAACUUUCAGUCAGAGUGGAAACAUUGCUUCUCAUCAAAGGACUCACAUUGGAGAGAAACCAUAGCAAUGUUCUGAAUGUGGGAAAAUGUUACAUUAAAUCAAACUGACUCCAAAAAUUGAAAAGCAAUAGUAUAAAACAAUAAGCUACAAACAAUAAAUAAUAUAGGAAAACGAGUUAAUGUUCCCCCCGCAGGGAUUAAAACUACAACUGUAUUUCUUGAGCAGAAUUGCAUUUAUGUGCAUUGGGAAGAUUUAUGUGGCGUUAGCCUUGUAUCUUAUCUAGGCUGAGCUGGUACUUAGAAGGGGGUUGUCUUUGCCUUGUGUAAAGUAGCAACUUUCCAGGAAAAGACACUGAACACCACAAGACGUAGAUUUCAUAUAGAUUUAUCCAUUAAGACACGUUCAUGUUAGCCCUACCUUUUGCAUUCACAUGAGAAAU